UAAUUAUUUACCUAAUCAAUCGAGAUGUCCAUACACAGACCCCUGGCCGCAUUUCACGAUUAAGUAUCGCCUUAGCCAAGUUUUCCUUGAUGUCACUUAAUAAUACCUGCGAUUCAUCGUCCAGUUCAUCCCAAUAAGUUCUGGCUGUCAGGACAUUUUAGCUGCCAUCUGCAGGGACUGACGUGAUGUUUCCGACGCGCGUAUUUUCAAAUAUGAAUUUUGCAAAUUUGAUUUUGAAUCGCAGGAAGAUUCAUAUGACCAGGAUAAUAAGAAUUGCAGAGGGACAUAUAAAUUUAGCCAGAGGUGCUCGUAAUACAGUAGUAAGUAUAGACAAUGUAACCCAAGACUUAAAAAUGGCUUCAAAUCCUGGACAAGUCUUAGAAACAAUUUCCCCGCACUUGCCUCAAUUUAAAAGCAAUCACGUAAUGCAAACUUUAAAAAUACUGUUUAGUUUGCAAAAACAAGGAUGUGAUCAAAAUUUACUUGAAAACGAAAACUUUUCAUUGUUGUGUAAAAAACUGAAGCAAGAAUGUCGUGCCAUGGAAAUCAAUGAUACUGUUGAAGCCCUGAAAAUACUAAUUUUUAUGGACGUCCCAGGCAACAGUACAAUAAUACAAUCUUUACUUCAAUUAGUUAGAAGUUCUGUGAAUGAGUUAACAUUACCCCAAGUUAUAUUCUUAGACUUUUUAUUAAGAAAACUUAAAGACACCACACCUUUAGUCGAAGCUUUACUCAUAGCCUUUCCUUUAGUAUUCCAAUUGCAAAUACAAAAAGUUGUAAAUCAUGAAAAUGUAAAUGAAUUACUAGACUAUUUACAAUUUGCUUCAAAGUUUCCGAUGCCUUCCAACUGCAUUCAGAGCAUUGUGAGUGCUUUAACACUACACGGACAAGAUUUACCAGUAAAUGCAGCCAAAAGUAUCGUCUGGUCACUUUGUGAUAUGAAACAUUUUGAAAGGUCUUAUGAAAGACUUUUGGUGAACUCGUUUAGUGUCCUGAAAAAGGAUAUUAUGGACAUGAGCUUUAGCGAUGUUGAAAUUACUUUGAGUAAAAUUGUUAAUUGUUUCAAGCACGAUAACUUUAAUGUCUACGAUGAGGAAUUUAUUGACAAAGCUGCUCAUUAUUAUAUUGUUAACAAGUGCAAUUUUACGGAGGCUAUGUGGACGUUGAAGAAAUUUAACAGGAUGUCCUACGUCAACAUUCCAUUUUUGGAUUACGUCGGCCAAUUAAUCGAAGAAAACCCCGAAAGACUUUCGGCAGGGCGUCCAAGUAUUUUUAUAACAGUUGUAAACGCGUUGAGUUUAGCAGAUUACAAAACUAAACACUGGGAAACUAUAGAAACAGCAAUUUUGCAAAACGACAUUUUCAUAAGUGGAAAGGACGAACUGCCUUGGACCAAAUGUGCUGCCGAAUUGGCCUCUUUGGAUAUAUUCAAUCAUGAAUUACUAGAACGAAUAUUCAGCCCUACGUUUUUGGAAAAGUUCUUAUCAAGAGAGUUCAACGUGAUAGACCACUUCCAAAUACUCCAACUAUACCAAGCAGUCAAAACCUUAUGCCCAAGUUACGAUGGCCCUUUUCCCAGCCAGGACAUUAUAAAACAUGCAAUAGCCCUACAGAAUACACCUAUUGAAGUAACAUCGAUUAGAACGGCUUUGAUUUAUGCUUUGGAAAACGAGAGAUAUGUUACAAAUGGAGUUCACUCAAAAUUGGGACAUUACAUAGAUUACGUUAUUGUUAUGAGAAAUGGUAAACCCGUGCCAAUUUCUUCGGCGUUGGACCAAGAUAAUGUUUUUAUAGAAGAUAUUGUGGCUCCAGAAGAUAGUACAAUAAUUUGUCUGUUAGUUUGUCCAAAUGGUUGUUAUGCAACAAAUUGCCAAAGGCUCAGAGGAACUGUGAAGUUAAGGAUACGAUCAUUGGAAGCCCUAGGCUAUAAGGUGUUACCGAUUUCUAUAUCCGAUUGGAAAAAUUUAGGAGACCGAGAAAAAAUUCCAUAUUUGUUACAAAAAAUCAAAAGCCAAUGUGAAAAUAGUGUACAAGAAACUGUUGCUUAG
Molecule: messenger RNA, 2048 nt
Organism: Ctenocephalides felis (cat flea)
Lineage: Eukaryota; Metazoa; Arthropoda; Insecta; Siphonaptera; Pulicidae
Exons: 8
Coding region: 186-2048 (620 amino acids)
Source: RefSeq, a predicted model, not a curated record